Messenger RNA from Strongylocentrotus purpuratus (purple sea urchin), 6675 nucleotides. RefSeq names its product kelch-like ECH-associated protein 1. The record is from RefSeq and is a predicted model, not a curated record. The transcript has 5 exons. The coding region runs from base 964 to 2790 and encodes 608 amino acids. Gene Ontology annotation, molecular function: protein binding. Lineage: Eukaryota; Metazoa; Echinodermata; Echinoidea; Camarodonta; Strongylocentrotidae.
CUUCACGCUCCAGUAGACUUACGUUUGACUGCUACCGGUAUCUGGAAAGGAAGGGGUGAUAUUGUUAUGAUACACUAGUAUACUCGAGGUUGAUAGUAUUGAUGGAAAAUGCUGAGUCACUUGUUCUUUCAUAGGACUCGCUCAGCUCAGCCCACAACCGGAUAGUAACUGCAUGUGCAUGCUACAAUGACCCUUACCUGCAUGCAGCUAGCGCUGGCAUUCACAAUCACACACACACAGACACACACACAGAGUAAUAAACGCAUUGUCAUGCUAUCGAUCCGCUGAAUGUGGACUUCCAACGGCUUCUGCGCACGUACUGUCGAUGCAUUUAGAGUGGAGCAAUGCAUGCAGUUGAAUGAGCCCGUGAUCUACCUGCAAGGUUGGCUCGUCGCCGCAAGUCGUCGGUGUUUAUAAGCAAGAUGACUCUGAAUUAUUUGGCAGUAUUGGACUUGAACGCUGGUCAGACCAAACCUGUGUGAGAUAUAUUUCAGAACCUAAAACUACAGACUCCAGGAUAUACAUAUAUUGCUUGUCUCUCUACCUCUGGCUAAAUAACUAUAUUACUUGAAUACCGUUGGAAUACAUUCGCAUCAUUAUAAUCAGGAUUUGUUUACGUCUAUGUGAUAUAUAUAGUAGGUGUGCUUCAUCUGGUAACAUAGUAUUCACAGCGAAAUUACUCUACAGUCAAUUACGGAAUAGAUUAGUGGCGCAGUGAAUCUUGGGGAUAUAUCGACUGCAGAUUACUUUGGAAUUACUUGAUUCGUUGGUCAUUCUGUGGAAUUAAAUUCAAGAGUGAUAACUUCAUCUUCUGGGAUUCUGUUCUACCUCAAGUGAUUGAAGAGCAGGGACUCCCAUCAUCAUCUCUUCUCUGUAUUAUGAUCCAAGCUGGACGUCAACAUUGCUCAACAACAGAAUUCUUCGCAUAAUGGCAAAGAGGGAGCCCUUCCCAAUAGCAAAAAUAUGGACCCACCACGAGUACCCCCAAAGCCACCCGUCUCUGACACGGCAAGCAACCCGCCCAGCGAAUGGCCACAGAAAGGAAUCCGUCACAAGAUUGGCUGUGAUGGCAGCAUCACCUUCACCAGUACCAAACACCCCGCCAACGCAUUCAAGAUCGUUAGCGAACUGCGGGAGAACCGCGAUUUGUGCGAUGUGACGCUCAUCGUCGAGACUGUUAAAUUUCACGCCCACAAGGUGGUGCUAGCAUCAUGUAGUCAGUACUUCAAGGCAAUGUUCACAAGCGGGUUCCACGAGUGCUCUAAGCAGAGUAUUGAGAUCAAGGAUGUACAUCCGUGCGUCUUCUCACGGAUAAUGGACUUCAUCUACACCUCGGAGAUCACCAUCACCGAGUGUAGCGUUCUGGAGCUUUUACCAAAAGCAAUCAUGUUCCAGAUAACAGACAUUGUGGAUGCGUGCUGUAAUUUUCUGGAGCACCAGUUGGACCCAACAAACUGUAUAGGAAUUUCAAUGUACGCGGAGGAGCACAGUUUACGUAGUCUGUCCGAACAGGCAAGCAUGUUUGUGUUCCGUCACUUCUGUGAAGUAUCUCAAUCGGAAGAAUUCAUGAACCUCAAUCUGGUGCAGCUUCUAACGGUCAUCAAGCAUGACAAGCUCAACGUAUGGUGCGAGUCGGAGGUCUACGAUGCCUGCCUCAGGUGGGUGCGGCACAAAGAGGACGAGCGUAGGCCGUGCCUAGAGAAACUCUUCAACUGCGGGGCGAUUCGCGUUGAGCACCUCUCACCAGCAUUCCUCAAGAGGCAAUUAGAUCGUUGCGACAUUCUCAGGGACGAGCCAAAGUGCAAAGACUACCUGUCCAAAAUCUUCCAAGAACUGCAGCUGCACAAGUCCUUCAAGACGCCCAAGCGGAACCCCAUCUCAGCUUGCGUCAUCUACACCGCCGGGGGCUACCUCCGCCAGUCUUUGACGACUGUGGAAUGUUACAACCCUGAGGAGGACCGAUGGCUCAGGUUAGCCGACCUCCCGGAGCCGAGAAGCGGACUCAGUGCAGCAACCAUACAUGGUAUAUUUUAUGUGGUAGGGGGAAGGAACAAUACUGCAGAGGCUAACACGGACUCCAAUCGCCUUGAUGCGUACAAUCCCCUCAAUAAUCAAUGGAAAACACUCCCUCCCAUGAACCACCCUAGGAACAGAGUGGCUGUAGCGGUACUAGAUGGACUAUUAUAUUCAGUAGGAGGCUCGCAUCAAUGUAAUCAACACAACAGCGCAGAAAGGUAUAAUCCAGACGAUGAGAAAUGGUCCAUGAUCGCCCCCAUGCACACCAAGAGGAUAGGGGUCGGGUGUGCCGUGGUCAACAGACUCCUCUACGCUGUCGGGGGAUUCGAUGGGGUCAACCGUCUCAACACGGUCGAGUGCUACCACACUGAGAACGACGAGUGGACGAUGGUGAGCGCCAUGAACACCCGGCGCAGUGGAGCAGGGGUCACAAGCCUCAAUGGUUACAUCUUCGCGGUGGGCGGCUACGACGGGAUGAACCAACUCAGCAGUAUGGAACGCUACGACAUGGAGAACGAUCAGUGGGAGUUCAUGGCAUCUAUGAACUCAAGGCGAAGCGCUCUCAGUGUCGAUGUAGUGGGAGGCAAGGUCUAUGCAUUAGGUGGUUACGAUGGCCAGGACUUCUUAUCGUCGGUAGAGUGCUACGACCCCAUGUCAGAUACUUGGCAGGUAGUCACCAACAUGUGCAGUGGGCGGAGCGGAGCGGGUGUGGCCGUGGGCAUGGAACCAUGUAAGACCGGCAUGUGUAGCAGCGCCGCCAACUCCAAUCGGUGACAGCAGCUCCAAGCGGGGAGCAGAGCAGACGGCACUCCCUAAUUCCAACGUGGAAUCGUGCAGACGGGACGAGGAGAUUUGAAAUCGCCAAAAAAUCAUCAGUACACGUCAGGCAUUUUGAAAUUCAUGUAAGAAGAAAUGGGUCAUCUUUCAGCAGUGCUGGAAAGAUUCCUGCGGCAAGGAGCUCUAGGUGUGGUCUUUGAGCCUGAGGAUGUGCAAAUCGAUGCCUGAAUACCAAGGCGCAUUAUAGUCAGUACAGCUAUGGCACUGUGAUUGUAGUCUCUCCUUUGCUAGCCCUUCUAAAAGCCUAACGGCUUUAAUAUUUGUGUGUGUGUUUGUCACACGCUGCCCGCUGCUCCACUGCUUGGCAGUUCAUACCCAGAAAUAGCUGCUGAUUAAAGAGAAAUCUUAUACUUUUACAUUAUGCAGAGAGAAGUAGCUGAAAACAAGUUUGGUUUAUGUCAUAUCAGCAUUGUGUGAAUUUCUAGCAACAAAUGAUAGGUACAGGUAUACUCUUCAUGCAACUCCUAUAAGAAUCCAAUAUAUCUUGAGUCUGCCGUUGUUUGAAUGCACCAGCUAAAGCAAUACUCUUCUUACACGACAGUUUGAUUUUAGCACCAACAAGUUGCAUGUCCUGAACUGAAUCAUUUUUCUUGUUAUUCUUUGUUUGAACGUCGGAAGCACAACUUGCAGUCUGUUCCAAAUUAGGCCACUUAAUCAGCUCUUAAUUUCUACACAUGUACUGUGUAUUUGUGUCCAUGUUUUUAGUUCUAUCCUCUCUUUUUGUUUAAAUACAUUUUAUUCUGAAUAUGCUUAACACAUAACUUUGUUAAAUGAAAUUUAACUGUAAAGAUGUAAUAAUAGACACCUUUAUCUAAUGAGAGAAAGCCAUGUUUUCUUGCUUUCUGUGCUAGAAUGCAACCUCAAUGCAAUAUUGCUGAUGGGAUGUUGACAAAAUUUACUUCCAUAUUAAUUUUCGCCUUUCUUAAGAUUGAUUUCAAUGACAAUUUUCUUUUGAUGCCUUACACUACUCAUGGACUAAUUCCAUCGCUGCUGGCGGAUCCGAUCGGGCAUAUAUUGAGUACAAAUUGAGUAUAUAUAAAACCAAACGUGCCCCUCCCCCUGCAACAAAUUUCACAAAAGCUACCUGAAAAUAUGUAUAAUUUUGUUGUUCAUGGAUUAGUUUUAUUGUCAAAAACUUUUCAUAAGAUAUGUUACCCUCCCCCAUCCCCAAAAAGGAUCCUGGAUCUGCCACUAAUAUCAUAUUGGUCUAUCUGUUCGUUCAGAGGGUCUAACGUAUGUUUGAGGCAUGCUAAAGGUCCAUAAGAUGCGAGAGGAAGAUGACAAAAUAUUAGGAAGCCCUGGACCAUAUUCCCAACUUGCAAACAAUUCCCACCGGCCCACUAUACCUCGAGGCCUACACUAGGAGUAGUGGUUUCUACUCCCUGUGCGCUCCAUCACCUCCAUGCACUGCGUCUAUGUAUUUAAUUGUCUUAAGUCAGUCCGUUUGUCUGGGUCAUUGUAAUGAAAAAACAAAUAGUAUACUACAGUGUUUUUUGUUAUUCUUGGAUAAAAAAUGUAAUGGUAAUAUUACUAUUCUGAUUCCCCAGUCAUAUAUGUAUGUUGUUUUCAUCACUUUUUCAUUGGACUAUCAUUCAGUUUAGUUAUACAAUCUUUUAAUAGAGAAAACUUAAUACCGAACAACAAACAAUGUUCCAGCCACCUAAAGAUCUAUUACGCUAAUCGAUUCAUCUACAAUGCUAUCAAACAACAUCCAAUCAUUUUCCUGUCGUGUCAUAUUUUCUUGUAUGUUUUUCUUUUUGUUUUUUCUUUUGAUGAUCUACAUGUAUAUGUCUGAUGAGGAGAGUGUACACAUAUCAUCUUGCCAAUGAGUGACAGGUCUUAUUUUGGGAGCAAAAAAUGUUUGCUCUCUGUGGUUGUGUGUGGGGAAUUGGUUCUUUAUUUAAUAGCAAAAGUGGUGAAUUGUCAUCAGGUUAUGAGAGUGGAGGGGUUGGGGCUUAGUUAAUUUGUCUCCAACAUACAUGUAUUUAUCACCAUUUCUUAUAUUGAUAUCAGAGUAUGUCACGAUACUCGUCCAAGUUUCAAGUUACCGGUAGCUACUGGUAUAUUGUUUGAUCAAGAUUAUUAAAUUAUUAUACAACGCCAUAUUUUAGGUGUAAUUGUAUUCAACAUUUUUGGCGGAUGAUGGGUAAAGAGAACUUGUGGCAAACUUUUUUUGUUUUUUUUGUUGGGGGGGGGGGGGGUGAAAAACACCCAUUUCACUCUCCCUUUUCAGAAGCAGCGUAUAAUUUGAUCAUGUAGUCAACUUUUUGUCAACGGUAUACAUAUACAUAGCAACCAAUAUAGGGGGAUAGUUUAUACAAAUGUAGCCCUUUCCCUCUCCGAAUCUAUCCUGGGUAUUUUAUAGUAUAUUGUCCAUUGUGUUACUGUUGCUAUGGUAGUGGACUGAUGUCUGCCUCCAAGCACAAUGAUCCUUUGUUUGAGCUGGACUUUUAUAUCUGUUGAAAUAUUGAUAUUUCAUAUAUGGGUCAUUGGGAAUCGGGUGUUAUAAGACCUGGCGAUGAGGGCACAUUGCAUAAUGUGAAUCUAGAAAUGGCGCUUUUCAGACUUGUCAAAAUUAGAAUAGAAACAUUAUGAAAUGUGUUAUGGAUAACGAUUGUAGAUGUAAACUGAGCUAUGAGACUGAGUUCAAAGGAAGGGGUCAAAUUACUGAGCCUACAAAAUUUGUACAUACGAGAGUUAUAUAUUGUGCGAUUUGAGAAAAUAUUAUAUAUAUAUGUUUUCAUGAUAUGUAUAUGUGUUCAACUGUAAAUUUAUGUCAUCUUAAUGUGCUUCGUGUAUUGAAGCACAAAUGAUUAUGUGUCACCCAGAAUUUUUCAUCUGCUUACCGAUGUUUGUGUUUCCCCCCUGCUUACAGCUUAUUUCUUGAAAAUAAGUAUGAUUCAGUUCUCUGUGAGGAUAAUAUUAAACAUGUAAUAAGGUCAAUGAGGUACACACUACUGUCCGAUGUUAUAAUCUCCCUUUUUCAUCUUAAUACUUGUAAAACAUAUACAUUCUUGCUCAUGCAUUAAUUCUCCUCGCAACUCUGCAUUUGCAUAGUUUUAUGAUUUGUUAUAUUAAAAAUACAAAAACUGUAAAGAUUAUUGUAAUCUCUUGGAAAUGCAGCAAAAAAUGGUGCAAUUUGUAAAGUAUCAAAUCAAAAUGAACACAGGGUGUGAGCUUCACCCUUCUUAUAUGCAAACAACUCUGUUUCGAUGGAGUCGUUCAAAGAGUCGAUAACUCUAGUCUAAAAUAUGUUUAUAGGAGCAGACAUAAAAAUUAAUUUAUUCCUAAUGACAUAUUUGCUGGUAAUUUACUCUAUAUUUGGCUAAUAUUUAUCUAGCAGGAAUUUAUGUCAGAAUAUUAUGAAUUCAUAAAGAAAAGAGACCCAUUUGGAAACACUUAUUGUAUUCGGAAGUAAGUUUACCAUGUAAACAAUUAAUCAACUGUAACGCAAAUUCAAGUUUAACCUGUGAAGAAGGAUCCAUGUCUUAGUUUUUUUGAUAGAUGAGCUCGAUUAUGAGCUUUGUGUAUUUUCCCUAUUUAUUGCAGAGUUUAUGUAUUCUUAAAAGCAUGCAAUAUGUCUUAAAUCAGCCCAUUGGGAAAAGAUGGAAAAAACAGAAUUUCAGGAACAAUGGGUUGUUGGAAGCUUUUGAAUGAAAAACAAAAGUAUUACAUGUAUGAUGUCUUCCAUUUAAUUUGCUUAAAAUCUGUGAGUUGAUGAUAUCUUCUUUUUUUUCUUCAUGCCGAUUGAUUUAAAACUUGUUUGAUGAUGUUCCAUUUAAAAUGUGAAUUUUAAAAAAGAGAAUUAUUGUUGCAAUGUAA